GCGGUUAAAGAGACAUUACCACUCAUAAGUAUUCUGAUGACAUUUGUGAGUUAUAACCUAAUAUUUUUACCAAACAAUGUGAAACCGAAAAAAUGCAAACAGUACAAACGGGGGCAGAGUUUUGCUGUACGUGCUUGAAAUCUGGCAUCCAGUUAAAUAAUACUUUAGAAAUAGAUUCCAAGGACGUAGACUAUACUACGAAAUUACGAUUUUGUGUCCCAGAAGUGGAGUGGUCAGUAGGUCACAUUUGUAGACAGUGUUCAGGACAUUUAAAUCAAUGUUACGCAUUCAAGGAGCAAUGUCUAAAGUCGAACGAAAUCCUGACACAGGGUAAAUUCCAUUUCUUAACGAAUAGCACAUUAAGGAAUGAAAAGCCUCAUACUAAUGAAGACAUAGCGAGUACAAGUGAUGGCGAGUCUUAUUCCGAUAAUUUUGUGAAAGACGAACAUCUUAGUGAUGGUGAAGACUCAGAUUAUGAGGAAAAAUGUGAUAAAGUAGAAGUUACUGCGUUGCCUGAAAAUUGCCAGUAUAGUUGUAGUUUAUGUGACAAUUCAUAUACAGAUAGAAAUUUGCUAUUCCUUCAUAAAAAGAACACCCACAAAGAGGAACAUCCUUACAAUUGUUUAUACUGUGAUGAAGUUUUUAAAUAUUAUAGGGAACUGAAACGCCAUGAACCCAUACAUUCAGACCACACAGGUUUUGUCUGCGACAUCUGCAAACAAUCCUACAACACGUCAUCGAUUCUUGCCAAACAUAAAGUAAUAAAGCACACAAAACCAGACACAUGGAAGUAUGUAUGUCGUCAUUGUGACAAAAAAUACCCUUUCAAAUCAAAUUUAGACCAACACAUCAGUCGACACCAUACCAACGCUGGGGACACCUACAUUUGCUACCAUUGCAAUGAGAGCUACACCAGUAGAAUUCUACUCAUUGCUCACAUAAGAUCCAAACAUUCAACGAAAAACAUGUUACGAAUGAAAGAAUGCCAUGUUUGUCAGAAAAUGUACAUAAAUCAGGUUGUACUGGAAAAUCACAUGAGAAAGGAGCAUAACGUGGGCGCCACAAAACUCGUACGAAGGCUGAAGCAAUAUCCCUGCGAAAAAUGCGGGAAAAAGUACACAACAACGAAAAUACUGAACACUCACGCACGCGUCUGUGAUGGUAUAAAAAGGCACUUUAAUAAAUUAGCAAAAAAAAACAAGGAAAACGCUGAAGCAGACAGGCGAGAUAAAUACGGGAAAAGCAAAGAGUUGGGGAUCGUAAAACAGAAAAUUGUUUAUUUGACUUGCGAAUUUUGCGAAAAAAUCGUAGGUCCGUACAAAAGAUACGUGGCACACUGUGUAGAAGAACACAAUUCGGACCCUGAAACGCUAAAACCGUAUCUUUGCAAAGAAUGUAAAGAACGUUUCGGCACUUCCACCCUCCUGUCCAGACACCGAUUACAACACACGGGGAAAAAGGCGCAUAUUUGCAGCUUCUGCGGCAAAGGUUUCAAGACACGCAAAGACAUGCUUACCCAUGAAAAACUCCACUCCAAUAAACGAGAAGUUCAGUGCGAAUUAUGUUCGAAAAGGUUCCACACAAAGUCAUACUUACGGUCGCACAAACUCGUAGUCCACACGGACCCGAUGCGUUGGAAAUACGUGUGCCAAUAUUGUGGCAAAAGGUUUCCCAUGAAGUCAAAUUACGAUCAUCACGUACGUCGACAUACGGGGGAAAAACCAUUCGGAUGCCACUUAUGUGAAAAAAGAUUCUCGGACAAAUUCGUUCUACAGCAACAUUUCAAUUCGCAUUCGAACAUAAGGGCGUUCAAAUGCGACCACUGCGGUAAAGAAUAUAAAAGUGCAAGAGUGUUGGGUAUACAUUUGAAGAAGGCGCAUGGAAUCGGAAACUAUAAGGUCCCUAUAAGACCGAAAAAGUUCGUUUGCGAAUACUGUUCCAAGUCUUUUGCCGCCAGAGACAAAUUAAGAAGACAUAUGUGCUCGCAUACAGGCGAGAGACCGUAUGCUUGCCAUAUAUGCGAAAAACGAUUUACUGACAAAUCGUAUGUUAAACAACACCUCAAGUCCGUACAUAAUUUACUUGAAGUAAAACAAGAAUUAGAAAUUAGGAAUUGACUGAAAAAAGAGCUAUUUGGAAAAAUAAUACUCAUGUAUAUACACAAAUAGUAGGGGACAAUUGGCAACUCUUUAAUUAAGACGGUUAGACUGCCAUAUGUAUAGAUUAUUUUAAUCGAAUUAAUAAUAUAAUUAGCGAUAUUCUAUAAAACAUUCCGCAUAAAAAUUGUCGUUUAGAUGAUUAAUAAGGUAAAAUACGUUUUUUGUAUAUGUAAUUUAAAAUAAAAAUGAUUUUUAUAAGA
Molecule: messenger RNA, 2359 nt
Organism: Agrilus planipennis (emerald ash borer)
Lineage: Eukaryota; Metazoa; Arthropoda; Insecta; Coleoptera; Buprestidae
Product: zinc finger protein 26-like
Exons: 2
Coding region: 93-2117 (674 amino acids)
Cellular component (GO): nucleus
Molecular function (GO): zinc ion binding
Source: RefSeq, a predicted model, not a curated record